Kwoniella shivajii is the source of this 2136-nucleotide messenger RNA. RefSeq lists its product as uncharacterized. NCBI's taxonomy places the organism in Eukaryota, Fungi, Basidiomycota, Tremellomycetes, Tremellales, Cryptococcaceae. Bases 1 to 2136 code for a protein of 711 amino acids. The record is from RefSeq and is a predicted model, not a curated record. Gene Ontology annotation, biological process: conjugation with cellular fusion. The transcript has 5 exons. Gene Ontology annotation, molecular function: protein-macromolecule adaptor activity; phosphatidylinositol binding; protein binding. Gene Ontology annotation, cellular component: cytoplasm; mating projection tip.
AUGAAGUCACUUCGAAGAUCAUUGAAUGAUAAAAAUCAAAAUGGAAAUAAUCAUUCCCACAACAAUUCAUCAUCAUCAUCUUCUUCACCUAUGCCAUCACCACCUUUACCCCUAGGUCGACCGAGCCAGAAAGUCGCGCCACCGCAGAAAGUGAUCAAAGCUCUUGAAUCACAUAGGAGUACGAGCCCGCAAGAGUUGAGUUACAAUAAAGGUGAUUUCUGGUAUGUCACUGGUGAGAGAAAUGAAUGGUAUGAAGCUCUGAAUCCUCUGACUGGAUCAAGAGGUUUGGUACCAAAAGCAGAUUUCGAGGAGUUCAUUAAAGGUGGAAGACAUCCUUCAGGCCAGAAGUCCAUUGAUCAAGGAAGACCAUAUACUCCCUCGCAAGGUCAUCUAUCCCAGUCAAGUGACCCUCGAUCACCACCCGGAACAAAUCCCUCUCCUCCCCAAUCUGCAGAAGGUACAAGAGCAAAGCCUAAACAGCCCGUUUAUGCUAUCGUGCAAUACGACUUUCACGCAGAGAGACCAGAUGAGCUGGACGCAAAGAAGGGAGAAUCAAUCGUGGUCAUAGCUCAAAGCAAUCAUGAGUGGUUCGUCGCUAAGCCAAUCGGUCGACUGGGAGGACCCGGUUUGAUACCUGUCGCUUUUGUCGAAAUUCGCGAUCCUGCUACGGGUAAACCUGUUGAAAUGAAUCCCAACAUGGUACCGGCGGUUGAAGAAUGGAAGAAGGCUACAGCGGACUAUAAAGCAGCUGCCAUUCCUCUAGGACGCUUCGAUAUCUCUCCAGAACAAGCAGUGACCAAUUCUCCUUAUGCCCCAGCGCAAACUUCAAGCGCAGCUGCAUCGCAGUCAUCUCUACCUCGAACCGGGUCCACAAGUUCCGUCAAUCAGUCUCAAAACGGUCGGAUAAGUCAAAAUCGAAUAUCUGUUCCUCCACCUAAUCAACCGAUCGAACCUGUAUAUCGACCGGAACAAGAUCCAAUGUUCCCUCCUGGAGAGUUGACUUCCUUAGGUGUUCCUUCAUUCCAUAACGAAUCAGGAAACUACUGGUUCAGACUGCAGGUCAACUUCGUGCCCGAUGAACCAUCUGCUCCUGCAUAUACAUUGAGUUUAUACAGGACCUAUGAAGAUUUCUACGAUUUCCAAAUUACUUUAUUGGAUACAUUCCCUUACGAAGCUGGAAGAUCUAGACCCGGUGAAGAAGAUCAAUCUCCCCCUGAACGGAUACUGCCUUAUAUGCCUGGACCAGUGGAUGAUGAGAUCGAUGACGAAUUGACGGAAUACAGAAGAGAGGAGUUAGAUGCCUAUGUCAGAGCUUUGGUCGAGCUACGAGGUAGACAAGCUGGGUAUAUCCUUCGUCACGAUUUGAUCAGAACCUUUUUCGCUGCUAAAUAUGGAGACUACUGUGAAGAGGUUCCGCGAGAGGACAUACUUGGAGAAUUGGAAGAACGAUUGGCUGAAGUUCACGUUUCUGAGCAUUCACAUCAAAGAGGAUUAUCAGCUGGAGGUGGAAUACACACACAAGAUCCACGUUCACAAUCAUCGUUAUCUAGGCAUUCACAAAGAUCAAGCUCAAAUCAAGAUGAUCGAUAUUCACCUCAACCAUUCUCGACACAAGUCCAUCAACCUGGAUCAAGGAGUAUAUCAUCACGCGGUGCUUCACCGUUACCGCCAAUAGAUACACAAUCUACUAUAAGACCAAACUCAAAUAGACAAUCUGGAUUACUGUCUUCCGGUGGUGCAUCACACCAAUACACGUCAAAUGGACCGUCCUCUGGACAAAGUUCUUCCACAUGGGGCAUGGGUGCAAAUGGAUCAUCUUCCUCGACCACACCUACUCCCGCUUCUCAAGGACAAGGACAAGGUCAACCGCCAUAUAUCAAAAUAAAGAUAUAUGAUAGAGCUACAGAUGAUUUGAUCGCUAUAAGAGUACACCCAUCAGUAACUCAUAUGGAAUUGAUCGAAAAGGUCAGAGCUAGACUAGGUCCAAACGUAACUAUGCUAAGGUACAGAUCAUCAAUGGAUGGCAAUGCACCCGGUACGAAUACAGGAGGAUAUAAGGAGUUGAGAGAUGACAGGGAAUUGAGGGAUUGGAUGAGGAUAGAAGAUCAGAAAUUAGUUUUGUAUGCUGAGCAAUAG